This is a messenger RNA of Acipenser ruthenus (sterlet), 7784 nucleotides long. RefSeq names its product pleckstrin homology domain-containing family G member 1-like. Gene Ontology annotation, molecular function: guanyl-nucleotide exchange factor activity. The record is from RefSeq and is a predicted model, not a curated record. NCBI's taxonomy places the organism in Eukaryota, Metazoa, Chordata, Actinopteri, Acipenseriformes, Acipenseridae. The transcript has 20 exons. Bases 728 to 5599 code for a protein of 1623 amino acids.
CGCUUGAUGCUUCAGGCCUACCAUUCAAUUCUGAGUACCACAGUUGAAAUACACUCCUCCAGACUUAGUGUAGUUGUAGAUGUGUAAUACAUCUGCUGAAAUAAAACAGAGACCAAUAAAAGAGAAAACACACAGCUGUUUGGCUACUAAUAACCAUGCCGUGGUAUAAGAAAGGUUUAGUUUUAUUGUAGUACAGUAUCCAGUUGUUGCGUGUAGACCGUGCAGACUGCGCUCCUGGCUGCCGUCCAGGCAGGGUAGCUGAUACAGGACCUUUUCACUUUAGAAGCGUUUUGGUUGAAGACAGAGGCUGAGCUUGUGCUGGGGAGUGGCGUCAAUGGACUGAAGGAUCUGCACUUGUGCAUUUGAUUUUAAAUAACUCUGCUCUGGCACUUGAAAUAUUCGCGCUGCAAACGUAGUUCUUUGAAGACAAUCAGUUGGCAAGCACGGUGGAUUUCUUUACAACCUCUGCUAAUCCCCACACAGCUCAGGAGAACUGAAAGUUCACUGGGCGUCCUCCAAUCACACGACCAAGCCAGCUUCCUCUUUUACACCAAGGAACUUGAGAGCGGAUGUCAGCGAGCUACCGGCUUUUGCAUCAUAAAGGCCAGCCCUGCAGGUGGCUGCCUGAGCUCACUAGGCGCCUGGUCAAAAGAGUCUGCUGUAGCGAGAUGAGGAGAAGCAGUCCCUGACGGUUUUGCCUUCCUAACCCACAGGAGUACCAGAGCCAAUGCAACGCUCUCUUUUUAGUCCCCAGAGAAGACCAGCGAAUUCGCACAGCCAGGACGCAAACCUGUACUCCCCUGUGACUCGCCCUGCACACCACAUGGCUGUGCUUUUAUCAGGUUUCAAUAAGCUGGUCUCAGCUGAGAUGCCAGAUAAAGAACUACAGGGUACAGAGUCCAUAUCCAGGAAUGAAGAUGAUUACCAUCUCCCUCCAGAUGCCCUGCCCCCCCUACCAGAGGUCCCGGAUGGUCGGACAGCACUGAGCACUGUUCCUUUGGGGCGCUUUCAUUCAGAGAAGAGAACUUUUCGAUACUGCAGUGUUCGAAGCAUGGACUCCUCAGACAGUGACCGGCCUGUGAGCUACAGCUCCACCUCCUCCUCGGCCUCCUCCCGUGACAGCCACUGUUCCCUGGGCAGCCGCACCACCCUGGUCUCCAACAGCCGCCUGGGCCUGGGCCCUGCUCUGCAGGAUCGGGAUGUGGGAGCAAUCCGACUAGAGCUGGUCCCUGCCAGGCAGCUGGACUGUAGAGAGAGGCAGGGGAGCCAGGUUGAAGGGACAGUGGAGGAUGAGAAGAGGCUGAGCGGUGUGAAGAGAACCGACAGCAAGGGAUCCGGAAAACACAAUGCAACAUCGACACCGGCCGUCGAGCCAGCCAGUCCCAAGCUCCUUUACGUGGACAGAGUGGUCCAAGAAAUCCUUGACACAGAAAGGACCUACGUACAAGACUUGCAGAGCAUUGUGCAGGAUUACCUUGACUGCAUCACUGACCAAUCCCGGCUUGCUCUGGGGACAGAGGAAAGGUCAGAGCUCUUUGGCAACAUUCGUGAUAUCUAUCAUUUCAACAGUGAGCUCCUUCAAGACCUGGAGAACUGCCAUGCUGAUCCUGUAGCCAUAGCAGAGUGUUUUGUUGCAAAGAGUGAAGAUUUCCACAUUUAUACCCAAUACUGCACAAACUACCCAAGAUCAGUAGCUGUGCUGACAGAAUGCAUGAGGAACAAGGCACUGUCCAAGUUUUUCCGGGAGCGACAAGAAGCUCUGCAGCACUCGCUCCCACUCGGCUCCUACCUGCUCAAGCCAGUCCAGAGAAUCCUAAAGUACCACCUCCUCUUGCAUGAAAUAGCAAACCACCUGGACAAAGACACUGAGGCUUAUGAUGUAGUUCUGGACGCCAUUGACACAAUGCAAAGGGUUGCGUGGCACAUAAAUGAUAUGAAGAGAAAACACGAACAUGCAGUGAGGUUACAGGAGAUACAGAGUUUACUUACCAACUGGAAAGGUCCGGACUUGAUUAGCUACGGGGAGCUGGUUUUAGAAGGAACAUUUCGCAUCCAGCGUGCCAAGAAUGAACGCACUUUGUUUCUAUUUGAUAAACUUCUGCUUAUUACUAAGAAAAGAGAAGAAUCCUAUGCAUACAAAGCUCACAUUUUGUGUUGUAAUUUAAUGCUGGUGGAAGUCAUACCAAAGGAACCACUUAGCUUUAGUGUCUUCCAUUACAAGAACCCCAAACUUCAGCACACUGUACAGGCCAGAUCCCAACAGGACAAACGACUCUGGAUUCUUUAUUUAAAAAGACUAAUACUUGAAAACCACCCAGCUAAGAUACCAGCCAAGGCUAAGCAAGCCAUUCUGGAGAUGGAUGCUGCUCAUCACCCAGGUUUCCAUUAUAGCCCAGACGGUGAAAAGAAAGCGGCUUUAAACUCUAAAGAAGGUGGCAAUCCUCGGAGGGUGAGGAGGAAGUCAGAACCGUCUGCUCGCUUACAAAGAGGUUCAAAACAAAAUGAAAUAAGUUCUGAUGUCCAAAAGCGGAUCAGUGUGGAAGGGUCUCUCCUGUCUCAGGCUGCUAAGUUGGGCUCGACUGAAGAUCUCCUGAACUCCAGUGGCAGGGAGGGCAGCCCAGUGAAUCAGUCCCGGGAGUCCCUGGACCCCGCUUACCCCAGCGAUCCAGAUGAGAGACUUCGCAUGCAUGCUGGGGAGCAGGCUGACGCUGAUGAUGAGGACGAUACUGAGCAGGGUGUUGAGCUGAACUCCAAAACUCAAACGAAAGGAGGCAGGAAAAGGCUCAACAGCCAGGCUUCAGAGAACGUUGAAAAGAGAAGAAGUCUUAAUGUUGGCACUCAUAAUUUGCAGACAUCUAAAGAAUCCAAGGACACUGGGCACUCGGGCAAUAACAAUAGCACUACCAACUCUGCGCGCCACCCUGCCAGGCAGUCAGGCACCCAGAGCAACUCAGACUUGAACGUUGUUCUGGGAGGUCCUCAGGCCGUCCGAAACAUCUGGACUGAUCAUCAGAUCAGACAGGCGUUAUUUUCAAGCCAACAACCUGCCCAUCAAACUGAAGAGGAGGAGGACAUCUACCAGAUGUUUGUGCCUUCCGUCUCCUCCCCCAAUCGCAACGUCACCAGAGUUAAAGAAGGGAACCGAGGUCCUGGAAGGCCAUGCAGUUGGCAUGUUGGACAACCUGAACAAAAGACACCUGAAGCCAACCGUAAGGUUAUUAGAAGGGCAAGCAGCGUUGGGGAGCAAAACUCUGAUUUCAAACCGACCAUAUGUGAUGGUAACAAGCCAAAAGCACAAGACAAUAGCCUGCAAGUGGAUGAGCCCAGCAGAGUUUCUACUUCAGAGUCCUCAGAUCAGCUCACCAUUGAUGACAUUGAGAAUAUCUAUGACAACAUCAGUUAUGAGGACAUGAAAUCAAUGGGCCUCAUUCGAAGAGAGCGGGAUUGCAUGCAUAUUCCCCAGGGAGCAGUGGCAGAGAAAACCAAUUCAGGUGUGACCUUUACAGAAAGGCCAGUCAGUCACAAUGAGAACUCUGGGAGUACUGACCUGUCUCUUCUAUCUGAUACCUAUAAAGCCAAAGCUCAGAAUUCAGAUUCUUUUGGUUCUUGUGAGCUAAAAAUUGUUGAGGAGAACAUAUAUGACACAAUAGGGGUUUCAGACCCACCCUUGGAAACAUACAAGAGUGACACGAGCAAACGGGACAGCUUCUUUGGUCUCGAGGCAGACUUUGCUUGCUGUGAUAGCCUGGAAGGGUUCAUCUCUGAAGAGAGCCUGCAGUUUAGCGAGGACGAUACUUCUGACCACCGGGUUCCUGAGGACCGAGACCUUUUGGGCUGGGUGGAUAGCUCCUCCAAUUCUGAUUCUCUUUCCCACAGGUCGGUAGCAGAUAAGCUGUCUGAAGAGGUUGAUGAGAUAUGGAAUGACCUGGAAAGCUACAUCAAGAAAAAUGAGAAGAAGCCAGAACACCUCCCAGCUGCUUUCCCUGUUAGCAAGCAUGACGUGCAGGAGGAGACUCAUGCUAAAAGUGUACCUGAUACCCAUAGAGAAGAGGUACAUAGAGAAGCUGAGUACUCUGCUUCUACUUUUUCUAUUCCUGAGAACACUGGUUUCACCAAGACUGUUAAAAAGAAGCUAGCGAGGCUCAGCACUGGCAGCUUUAGGUUUGAUGAAUGUGACUCGCACAAGGACAGGUCUAGUUUCAGUAGAUCCUCAUUCACCAGUGAGUUAGGGAAUCUGGAGAGCUCUCAAACCUCCACGAACAGCAUUCUCUCCAACACCAGCUCAGAAAGUUCAGAACUGGGAGUGGACAUUGUGGAUAAAACAAAGAACAGGGUUUUCAUGAUGGCAAGACAGUAUAGCCAGAAGAUCAAAAAGGCCAAUCAGAUGUUAAAGAUGAGAAGCCCAGAUCAGGAGAAUGCACCCGGCAAGCCAAAAUCAAGGCAAAAGGAUCUUGCAGCCAUCCUGGAGGAGAAGAAACAAGGAGGUCCUGCAAUAGGUGCCAGAAUUGCAGAAUAUACUCAUCUAUAUGACCAGAUUGUGUUUAGAGAUACUCCCCCCAGAGCCCAGAAGAUUGGGGGAGACAAUACUAGUGAAUCUUUGGUUCAGAACACUCCACAGUCCCAGUUGACGUCUCAGCGCUAUUCUCAGUUAGGUUCGGACAGUAACUGUCUCGAUGAGGAUUGGCUGCAUGCUACUUACAGUAACAGAGAGCUGUCUGAUUUCAUCUCGUGGCCUGACGAACCAGUACUCUCCCAUGAGGACCGGUCAGAUGCUGCCCAGCGGAAAUUGUCCCAGGCCUGCUCUGUCCCAGCUCUUAAGUCAGUUACACACCCACAUGCCCCCACUCAAAGGUGGAGCGCCUUCAUAAGCCAGCCCAAUAAAGAAAACUUUGACCAGGAACAUGUUUACAAUUCUUUGGGUAGGAGACCAGCCUCUGCCAAAUCAAACCCUUACAACUGGUGUCAGUCCUCAUCCUCUGUCAUGGUAAACAACAGAACAGUGGAAUCUACAAUUCACCAGAAUCAAAGGGACAGGAAUCCAGUUACCCUAAAUAGAAAUUCAGUCGAGGACAGGCACCAUAAUUCUAUCCUGAGCCACAAAAGUGAGCAUAUGGCCACCCAUGAAGAGCAGCGACAAAGUGUUGCCAAGCAAACAUCAGAGGACCACUCGGAUAUGAUUCUUCAGGACUCCCAGAAGGUCCUAGUGGUGAGCAGAAACUCACUGCUCAAUGCACACAUUGCCACUCAGAACUAUUUUGCCAAUUUUAAAGACGCAGACGAUGACGAUGAGGACUAUGUGGAGAUUAAGUCUGAGGAUGAAGAGCAGGACCUGGCCUCAGAACGGAGCUUGAAUGGGGGAUUGGCAUCCAGCCUGAAAGAACCCUGCAGCAGGAGACUCUCAUUCAGUACUCCCUGCUCACCGGUGAAGACUUUACACAGCAACAUCGGCCCUGGUGUCUCGUUGAUUGACUUUACCGAACAAGAUAAACUCAAUGAAUACCUUUGGAGAGUACCCCCGGAAAACCAACAAAACAUAGUGCAGUCUCUGCGACAGAAAUUUCACUGUCUGAGCUCCAGCAGUUUUGCUUCAGCCUCCUAAAUUUAUAUUGCGAGCACAUGUUAUCUGCAUAUUUAUAUACACACAUAUUUAUGCAAUCCUAACUCCACUUAACUUUUUUCUGCAGGUAGUACAGUGUUAGUCAGGAAGUGGCAUUUUACUUAAACUCCAGCAAUAACCUAAAAUGUGCUUUCGUACUUGUGUUAAAAACCAUAUAUGUAUAUUUAUGGAAACUAAAAUCUAAGGGGCAAAGGUUGGUGAACAGGAAAGAAAUCACCUGUUUUUUUUUAGUUUUAGUUUUUUUUUAAUUGUUCAGACAGUAUUUUUUCAUAGGCCUAGGUAGCUUCAACAGUAACCCAAAUCUGGAAUUUUUAUUAACCUUAUUUAGCAAGUUACAAACUGACCAGAAUUAAAGUGAAGUCACAAUUGCAAUAUGUACUGUAACUGUUUUCCUUUUUUUUGUAAUGUCAAUAUCCCAUAUCAUUGAUUCUUGGUAACAUGGUCCAAUGGAAAUUAGUUCAUGUACUUAUGGCAGGUUUAUCAGUUCCCAGGUUUAUCAAAAGUUACAUUUACUUCUUACCAAUUUAUACCAACAAAAACAAUAAUAAAAGCAAAAAUAAUAAAUGGGAUUUUUAUUAAAUUGCCCAAACUUUUAGUACACACAGUAGUUACCUGCAUAUCAGCAUCAACCUAGAUAACUAGUACAACAAUGUUAGUAUAUAUAAACAAUGGGUCUCGUAGUACUGUAAUUUUAAAUUGCAUUUAAAUAAACACAAAAACCUGCAUCUUAGUUUCAUACCAACAUUUAUCGGUCUCCAAAUAUUUACAAAUGGAGUUUCUUUGUGUGUUGCUCUCAUGUAAUUUAACUGCAGUUUGAUACCUUUAAGGACAGUGCAUGCGUAUAUUUAUUACCACUUUCUAACAUUGACAUUGUAGAGGUGCCUCAAUAGUUUCCUAUUUCACAGAAAUGCACAAAUCUUGCUUCUGCUUUAGCUUGAACACCAAUUGGAUUUUUAAGGGGUUAUGCUUUAUGAAGAACACAGUUGCAAAUAAAUGGUGUAAAUGAUUUAUUCAGUAAUGGUUCAUAUUUCUUUCAAACCUUCCAUCUAUGUUUUUGAAAUGUAGAAAUAACUAUAUGUAACAUAUCAUGUGUUGUUUAAAUAAUAAGCUGCAUACACUGUAGUAGACACAACUAAUUUACAGCAAGCGUCCUGUAUAUAUUUUCAAAUGUAACACGUCUUAUUUCUAGAAGGGGCCAUGUAAGACCAGACUAGGAUAUAAUGGUUGGUACUGAUAAACACAUGCAAACUGUAGUGCUUCAGGAAUAGAUUGCUCUUUUGAAGGAGCAACUGAAAACAAGAAUGCUCUGUAGCAAUGGUUCUUAAUGAAAGCAGGGUCAACUUUCAUACCAACAGCAAUAGUUAGCCAGUUUACCCAAUGCCAGAUUAGCAGCACUGUGUGGACAAUUGUAUAGAACUCUGUAGCAAGAAAGCUGCCAAGGAUACAUUUUAAUACUGUUGACUUUCUGUUCAUUUCCCAAAAAUGUAAUUUGUAAGAAUUUUUUAUUAGUAUUUUUAUUUGAAGCACAUCAUGUUAAUUUGUUAUUUAUUUCAACAAUCAGAACAUCUGGAAGAUUGCUCUUAACUUGAAAUCACAAGAAGAUUUUUUUUUUUUUUUUUCUAUCUGGCCUUUUUUGUUUUUCUUUUCUUGUCAUUUUUGCUGUUGGCUUAAAUAUCCUUGCAUCUACUGUGAAUGAUUUUUAAAAAAUGUUGGUGAAAGACAAAAGGUUUCAAACACUGUUUAACAAGCUUAUAGUUACAAAGAGAAGCACAACGUUUUGGACUGUAUCCAAGCUGUUAGGUAAUACAUGACAUUAUAUAUGUGAAUAUAUUUGAAAAUGAAGUACGUGUUUUAUUUUGUAUGUUGCUGUUAGAUUUUUUUUUCCCCCGCAGACUGGGAUUGUAAAAGUCUUGUCUAUGGAGAAGAGAUUAACUUUGUUGCACUUUUUUUUUACAUUUGUUUUGUACAGAUAUUUGUAAAGUUUAGGGAAAUUGUAAUAUUGUAAUGCUUAUAGUUUGUUUGCUUUUGCUUUGCUUUAAAGCUGUCGUUCAACUAUUCUGCCAACUAAAGGAAAUUAUUUGUUUUUGAUGGUGUAAGUUGUGUUGCUUAGAAAAAAUUGCUGUAUAUGUAUAAGAAACUUAAUAAAAUGCAAUACGUGUUAAGAAUA